AUGCGGGCCUCGUGGUGGAUCGGAGUCUGGGCCUCAUUCCUCCCCUCCGUACUCUCGAUCGAGACGGCGCCCUUUUCAGCACCGCAGACCAUCGAGUCCAAUAAACGAGCCUUUGAAGUCCUCCAGAUCCUCAGGCGAGCUGAAAACAACUGCCCCACGGGCUACAAUCCGUGUACCAGUCUAGGCAACUCGAAUGCCUGCUGCAAACAAGGCACGAACUGUUCGCGCGAUGCCGCCAACAACAUCGCAUGCUGUCCGACCGGUGCUAGCUGUACGGGCAGUCUGACCGGAGCAUCGACAGCUACAUCUACCGGUACCAGCUUCAUGUUCCCUCAGGGUGCGACUGCGACGACGACGACAACCACUGCCGACUCGAGCGCUGCUUCGGUUACCGGCUCCACGAUCUCGGGGGCAUACCCAUUCGUUUACGUCCCUACGACAUUUGCUAAUGCCGCUACUUGCUCGUCAUACUACUCCCUCUGCCGGUCCGAAUACACCCAAUGUACAGCACAGCUCAUGGGUCGCUACGGGGUAACGGUCGGAGGAUCGGGCGGUGCAGGCGUGACGGUGGAAGCAGUGACGGCAACCUCGCAGGCUACGUCUAUCUGCUCCAGUCUGAGCCAGCAGGCCUGCCACGGUCUUCAGUUGAAUUAUUGCGCAACCGUGGUCGCGACGGGUACAUCCCAUGCUACCAGUGGGAAUGGGGCGGUGCCAGUACGGACGACGAGUCUACACGAUUUGAUGUUGGGCCUGAUGGUGGGCAUUGCGGGUGUGUUUAUUUGA
This is a messenger RNA of Penicillium cataractarum, 783 nucleotides long. RefSeq lists its product as uncharacterized. The record is from RefSeq and is a predicted model, not a curated record. The transcript has a single exon. The coding region runs from base 1 to 783 and encodes 260 amino acids. NCBI's taxonomy places the organism in Eukaryota, Fungi, Ascomycota, Eurotiomycetes, Eurotiales, Aspergillaceae.